Messenger RNA from Pristis pectinata (smalltooth sawfish), 6409 nucleotides. Its product is annotated as metal transporter CNNM2-like. Gene Ontology annotation, molecular function: sodium ion transmembrane transporter activity; magnesium ion transmembrane transporter activity. The transcript is spliced from 8 exons. Lineage: Eukaryota; Metazoa; Chordata; Chondrichthyes; Rhinopristiformes; Pristidae. The coding region runs from base 19 to 2379 and encodes 786 amino acids. Gene Ontology annotation, biological process: magnesium ion transport; magnesium ion homeostasis. Gene Ontology annotation, cellular component: plasma membrane. The record is from RefSeq and is a predicted model, not a curated record.
GUUGCCGAAUGUUACAACAUGGCGAGGCUGAGGCGCGGCUGCUGCUACAUCCUGAUGGCGCUGCUGCACUCGGCGGUGCGCCGGGCCGCCGCUGGCAUCGGUUCCAGCAUCUCGGGGCUGCGGCUGGAGAACGCGGCGGAGAUGCUCCUGGCGUCUCCGUCCCUGGUGGCGGCCGUGACCGCCUCGGAGCCCGAGGCGCUGCAGGUGACCGAAGACAGCACGGUGAAGCUGCGGGUGUUCGGCACCAACAUGGAUGGCAACGCGUGGAGCCUGCUGGCGUUCGCCGAGGCGGAGGGUAACGCCAGCCAGGCCGGCGACGAGCUGUGCCUGCACCGCUCCAAGGACAUCGAGGUGCUGCAGCCGGUGGAGGUGAGCCGCGACACCUCGGCCGUGCUCCGCCUGAGGGUCAGGCCGCUGCGCAAGAACGAGAGGUCCAAGCUGUUCGUGCUGUGCACUUGGAACGGCUCGGCGUGGAUGCUGCACCCGGGCAGCGACACCCGCAUCGUAGUGCUGGAGCUGAAGGAGCCACUGAUGCCGCUCUGGCUGCAGGUCAUCCUCACCGUGCUCCUGCUGGUCCUGUCGGGCAUCUUCAGCGGCCUCAACCUGGGUCUCAUGGCCCUGGACCCCAUGGAGCUGAGGAUCGUGCAGAACUGUGGCACCGACUCGGAGCGCCGCCACGCCAAGUGCAUCGAGCCGGUCCGCCGCCAGGGCAAUUAUCUGCUGUGUUCCUUGCUGCUGGGGAAUGUUCUGGUCAACACUACCCUCACCGUGCUCCUGGACGACCUGGUGGGCUCCGGCUGGGUCACCGUGGUGACUUCCACCAUCGGCAUCGUCAUCUUGGGCGAGAUUGUGCCCCAGGCGCUGUGCUCCAGGCACGGCCUGGCAGUGGGAGCCAAGACCAUAAUCUUGACCAAAUUCUUCAUGAUCCUCACCUUUCCCCUGUCCUUCCCCAUCAGCAAGUUGCUGGACCUUAUCCUCGGCCAGGAGAUCGGCAAGGUGUACAGCCGCGAGAAGAUCCUGGAGAUGUUGAAGGUGACGGGGCCCUAUAAUGGGCUGGAUAAGGAAGAGCUGAACAUGAUCCAGGGGGCUCUGGAGCUGAGGAGCAAAACCGUGGAGGAUGUCAUGACUCCCAUUCACGAUUGUUUCAUGGUGAGCAAGGAUGCCAUCCUGGAUUUUAGUACAAUGUCUGAGAUCAUGGAAACGGGUUACACUAGGAUUCCCGUGUACGAGCAGGAAAAAUCCAACAUUGUUGACAUACUGUACGUGAAGGAUUUGGCUUUUGUCGACCCUGAUGACUGCGUCCCUCUUAAGACGAUCACUAAGUUCUACAACCACUCUUUACAUUUUGUUUUCUAUGAUACCAGAUUGGAUACAAUGUUGGAAGAGUUCAAACAAGGUAAAUCACACCUGGCGAUUGUACAGAAAGUGAACAGUGAGGGCGAGGGAGAUCCCUUCUACGAGGUGCUGGGACUUGUCACUCUGGAGGAUGUUAUCGAAGAGAUCAUCAAGUCAGAGAUUCUUGAUGAAUCAGAUUUAUACACUGACAAUCGAAGCAAAAAGAAAGUUGUUCACUAUGGCAAGAAAAGGGACUUCUCUGCCUUCAAGCCAACCGUUAAUGAGGUGCAAGUUAAGGUGUCCCCUCAGCUGCUGCUCGCUGCUCACCGCUUCCUAUCCACAGAGGUCAGUCACUUUAGUACUGCACAUUUUUCAGAGAAGAUCCUGCUCCGUCUCCUUAAACAUCCCGAUGUCAUCAAUGAAAUCAAAUUUGAUGAGGACAACAAGCAUAGUCCUGACCACUAUCUCUACGUCCGAGGUAGACCAGUUGACUACUUUGUACUGAUUUUGCAGGGCAAAGUGGAGGCAGAGGCUGGGAAGGAAGAUAUGAAGUUUGAGACUGGACCUUUCUCCUACUAUGGCACCAUGGCUCUCGGCAGUUCGCUCGUGGCUCCUCUCUCCAGGCUCCGCACAUGCAGCCUCAAAACAGCUUCCCUAAUUCCUUGGUUCCAAGAGACCCGUUCAUCCUCUCGCAACAGUGAGUUAAAUCGUUCCAUGUCGCUGCAUCAAACUGAGCGCUCGGAGUCUACGGGGUCCAUUGUACCGACUGUUAUGGGUGGUUCAACACAUUACGUUCCCGAUUUCUCUGUCAGGGCAGUGACAGACCUACAGUUUAUGAAGAUCACAUGGCAGCAAUAUCAGAAUGGAUUACUGGCUUCAAAACUGGACAGCACCCCACAGUCUCCAGAGAACCCCCACACAAAGAUCGACAUGCCUGCAUCGGAGAAGUCCCAGAGUAUAGCAGACGAAACCACAAGCCUGCUGAAUGAGCAGAACUCUUCGAACCGUAAACCCAAACACACUUCCAUAGAAAACAAUAUAUGACCUCUCUCCGAGGUCUGGUACUUAAAGUUGGGCAUUAAAAACAGGUCACAGUGCAACUUCAAUAUUGUCUGAGGACAAAGAAACAACCCAGAACUACGUGGAACCAGAUAAGAGGAUCGUACCUUACACUGUAGUCCUGAGAGUGUGGAAUGGGAGGAGUGCUGUUUUGUGUUUUACUAACUAGCUGCAAUGGGUGGGUGAUGGGGACACUUGGCUUUGGAAACCAUACAGAAGGAAGAUGAGAUAACGGAUGAUCUCCAUUGCCAAAGGUGUGAUCCUCCAAUGACUUUUUCUUCCUCUUUUUGCUAAUGACAAAGCUUCGAUGUUGGAGGUGGAUGCUGAGGCCUUGCACUGGCCAUUGUCCGUGGUGAGCACCGUCCAGUAGUCCAGGGUCCUGUGUUGCUGGCCAGCACUUUUAACUGAUACCUGGCGUUAAAGCCCAGGACACUUCCAGCUGAUGGACUCCCAGCUCAUUGCCAACUGUUUGUUCCUCUGUUCAGUCGUGAUGUCACUCGUGGGAAGUUUGUUCUCACCCCAGACCUCCUUCCCACUUCCCCCACAAGCUCUUCCCCCCAACCCCAUCACCCACACCCUCUUCCUUUCCCUGCCCCCCAUGCUCUCUGCCUUCCCUGCUUUGCUUCAACCCUCACCUCCUUCCUCACACCCUCUCUCUCCUUCCUGCCCCCUUACCACCACCCCUCCAUUUUCAUUUUAUCCUGGGGCAAAGCCCUACAUGGUCCAAUAUGCCAACUUCCCUCCUUAGUUUGAUCAGCCUCUCACCAGGGUUUUGGACGACCAGAUCCAUCUGUACUUGUUCUAUACAGCAAAGUAUUAAUGUAGCUUGACGGGGGCUUCUCGCCGUUUCCCACCAGAGCCCCAGGUAGCAGAUCACAAAAGUCCCAUGGAAGCAGUAUUCAGGCCAUUGUUCCAGAUCUUCUGCACCCAUACCCCACUCUCCCCCUCAUGAAAUUCAAACCCCCCCCGCCACCUUUUCCCUGGUCAUUGGUGUUGCCUGCCUUAGAAGAUCUUUAUUUCUUUAAUAAGGUCACUGGGCUAGGAGGUUAGAGGUGAGGAUGGGCAUGGAAAUGGUGGUCAAAUGUUAGUGGAAUUGAAAGGUUGAGGGUAAAAAGUAGCAAUCUGUGUGUGACACUGGUCCUGUUCACGUUUUGGAUUUGUUUUUUUUUUUGUGGAUUGUGAAGUAUUGACCAGAUGUGUGCACUCAGCAGCUAUCGAAAUGAAGCCAUAGAUUUUGUCUCUUUUUAAAUGGCUUGUUUCAGGGAGCACAAACAAGCCUGUGAUUUCAUCUGUUCCCUGUACAUCCAGGUUUAUGCCAGGUACGACCUUGUUCAGGAAAAAACUCUUGUGUACCACUGCCUGUGGAUCUGGCUCAGGCCAAACAACAAAGGUGGCGUCUGCAGAUUUAGAGUUGGUCGCUACAGAUAGGAACAUGAAUGAAGCACUUUUCUGAGAAAGUCUGACAUGGAACAGAGAAUGCUUGGAAUGUGCAUCCUGAAUAACGGCGUCUGAGAAGAGACUGCCUCUUGUUUUGGGCGGAACCAAUUCAGGAGAAGCGAAUGUUUUUAGUAAUAUUUUAAUCGGAGGUGAAGAAUAUUUGUUCAAUAACAAUGCCUGGCGGUCUGAAGAAAAUCUUGAGGCUAUGUUGUUUUGCGCAUUUUUGUUAUUACCGAACCCUAGGUACAUUGGAGUUAAUUUCUAAGCCAGUCUCACAGUUAAUGAGAAUUCUGCUCGUCUAAAGCAACACUUCCAACUUCAAGUCGUAUGAUGAGUUAACUUACUGGUCUCUCUCUGUCUCUCUCUCUCUGUACCUGUGUGUGUGUGUGUGUGUGUCUCUGUCUCCCUCUCUCCCUCUCUGUACCUGUGUGUCUCUCUGUCUCCCUCCCUCUGUGCCUGUGUGUGUGUGUCUCUCUCUCUCUGUGCCUCUCUCUCUCCCCCCGUGUGUGUGUGUCUGUCUCUGCCUCUGUCUGUCUGUGUCUCUCUCUCUCUCUCUCUCUCUCUCUGUCUGCCUCUCUCUGAGCUGUGGUUCGGUAUGCAAUGCCAUCCACACUGCCAAUAGCAGGAUGGCUUUUUAUUUCCAGGCAUAGGUGGGGUAUUAAUGAACACAAAUACACGGGUCAAUUUUGCAAUGCCAAGUUAUGACUUCUCAUACUAAUGUAAAAGUUGGCAUAUUCUCAGGAGUGUCUUGCAAUGUAAUCCUUUACCAUUGAUUUAUUUAUAUUAUGCUUUUCAGGUUGGCUCAUGUCUUCCAGUUUGCACUCCAGGCUGACUUUUUGAUGAAACAUUCAUAUUGUUGGGGAUGAACUUUUCAUUGUUUAGCAUUUGGUUGCAGGUUAUUGGCUAACACACAGCCCACUUGAGAAAUAGUGUUAGUAUUUUAUGGUGAGUCUGUCCUGUGAGCCUUUCCCUUUAACCAUUGAAAAUUAUGAAUGGGUGGGGUUGCCCCUCAGUUGUGCAGAUUGUCAUUGCACUUGCUGAUUUAAGGGUGGGACCUCUCUUCAUUGCUUGGGUAUGGCUGUAAUUCUGAAUGAAAUGUAAUCUUGCAGGUCCCUGGGAGACUAUAAUUUUUUUAACUUUCUGAAAAAGUUUCAUUUGAGACCCCCUGGAAUAUCUUUAUUGUGAUUAUAUGAGGUUCUGGACUUAAAACUUUUUCUUGUAUGGUGUUGGCUAAUACCAAGUCAGGUUUGCUACCGUUGACCUGGUGGUUCUGUUUUACCAGCUCAUGAGUGGGAUUCCUUCUACUGGUUUGCCUGCUCAGUCUUGUUGCAGAGUGUUAUAUACAACAUUAGGAGGGGAGAGGAUUGGGUUUGAGUCUGGCUUUGAUGCCCACUGUGGUGGAAAAUUGCCUAACCUGAGCUGACAUAUUUGCCCUCUAGCAGUCUAGCAGCCCUCUACAUGACAGUCGACCUUGUGUAUGAGUCAGACCUACAGGAGAAAUGGGAGCAUUUUGUUUUAAACUCAGUUGCUUAUAAAUAUAAUGUCUCCCUGAACCACAUGCCAUGAUGUCCAGUUUUAUUAUUUCCAUUGAAUCCCAUCAAAUCUUACACCACUUUUGGUCCUCGCCUUGCUUAACAUCCUGUUGAUGUUACAAAGCUUUAAAAUUUGUUCUAGUCAGGAAGGAGGGGUGAGGCAAAGAUUGGAAAGUGUGCACUAAGAAAGGGCAAUCAUUUUUCUGAGAAUAGUUUUUAGAAUUCCUUUUAUAUGUAAAGCUAUAUAUUAAAGUAAGUGUUUUGGACAUUUGCAAUAAACAAACUUUGAUAACUAUGUUGGGCAGUGGAGGGCGAGGGAGGCAAGCAAGGAGGGGAAAUGGGAGCUUUCAUCUCUUGGCUACUUUAAGAAUCCAGAAAAGUUCUACGUCUGUGCAAAACACUAGCAAUCUGGAGUCUGAUCCAGGUAAUGCUGCAUUCCCAAUCCAGCUUCCUGACUUGGUGGGUAACAUUCCUCUGGUUCUACAUGUGCAGGAGACAAGUGAAUUAAGAAACAUGGUUGAGCCCCCAAUGGGUAGCACUCAGCAUAAUAUUUAUUUUGUAAUGAGGUUUUAAUUUGUAUAUUUUUGUGAUUUGUCUCCUUCCAUGAACUGUUUGCAUUAAUGUAUUCUGUCUUUUAAGUGUUUUUUACACAAAAUGCUGAACCAUUAUUAUGUACAAUUCCAUUGCUCUGUUUAGAAUAAUUCCCUGUUUUUGGGUUGUGCACUUUCUGCCAUUUUUAGGAGAACUAUUAGAUGUUAAGUGUAUUCCUCUCUGUGACUGGUUUAUUGCACACUUUGCCAAUGGAAACUCAAUUUGUUUCUGAGACCAGCAAGUUUUCUUUUGUCUACUUCUAAACAGAUGUGUCAAAAUUUUUGAUCGGAAGUGUGUUUAAAGAGUUUUUGUAAGCAGGGAAUGUUAAUCUAGUUUCCUUUAUUCUCGUGGUGUAUGCAUGCUAUGAGAAUUUGUGGGUAAUGCGAUUUCUUCUAAAUUAAGUAAAAUUUGUUUUGGGAGUGUAUUAUAUAUUUCUUAAUUAAAAAUGAUUUUAA